AUGGAGUCCAGUGGCACCAAUACUGUCCAGUAUGAUCGCUGGAAUGAAGACAACAUCAACAUGAAUGUAGAAGCUUCACAGUCUACUGUAAGGAGGAUCUACAACAGAGUGUGUGUUGGCAGGACUGGGAUGGUGGUGAAGAUAGCGGGAGCCAUAGCUGCUGUGGUGUUUGUUUUCUUCAUAGGAUACACGACAGGAUACUACGUACACCGGUGCUAAUAGCCGGACAAAGUCCAAAAAAUUAA
This is a messenger RNA of Nematolebias whitei (Rio pearlfish), 245 nucleotides long. RefSeq names its product small integral membrane protein 1 (gene smim1). The record is from RefSeq and is a predicted model, not a curated record. The transcript has 2 exons. Bases 1 to 219 code for a protein of 72 amino acids. NCBI's taxonomy places the organism in Eukaryota, Metazoa, Chordata, Actinopteri, Cyprinodontiformes, Rivulidae.